This is a messenger RNA of Ordospora colligata OC4, 507 nucleotides long. RefSeq lists its product as uncharacterized. Bases 1 to 507 code for a protein of 168 amino acids. Lineage: Eukaryota; Fungi; Microsporidia; Ordosporidae. The record is from RefSeq and is a predicted model, not a curated record. The transcript has a single exon.
AUGAACUGCGCUGUGAUAUUUGUACUUAUUUCAUAUGCAUGGUGCUUUUCCAGAGAUGUCAUUUCAACAAACUACUCAAUGAGUACAGUAAGAUACACCACAACACAUCCAUCUCCGCAUCUCCUUGCAGUAAUGUAUCCACAAGGUGUUAUUCCACAACUGAUAGGAAUGCCUGUUCAUGGAGUGUUUGAAAGAGGAUGUGAAGAAAAGAAGACAUUGGUAGUAAUCUUUAAUAUGGACCGAAGGUAUACAAUUGAUGUUACAUGUGAGAAGGAGCUCUGCAGAGUAUGGGAGUGUUCGCCACACAUUGAAGAAGGUGCUGUGAUUAGGUCAUUUGGAAUAGUUGAUGGGCAGGUUGUGUGGGCUGAUGUAAUGACGGAUUGGAUUGUGAUUCCUGACUUUACGGUUCAGUUUGUGGCAUUUAAUAUCUUUGGUGUUGUUCUUACGUUGAUACUGAAAGUAUAUUGUGCACCACAAAAGACUGAGAAAGUAAAGAUUAAAGAUUAA